UUUCCACAUCCACAACCCUCGCAUCAUCUCCUUACAGCCCUUCGUUUUCCCCACCUUUUCUUUAACAGACGAUUCCUGUAUUCUCUCUUGAAUCUGUGAAAACCUAUUUCAGAUUCUCAUUUUCCCAUCUGAGAUUUUCGUUUCUCUUUCUCUCAACAUCUGAAAAUCAAUGGCGGAGGAAGAAACAGUUGCAGCAGCAGCUGCUGCUGCUGCUGAUACAAGCCCUGCUGAUACAAGCCCUCCUUCGUCUGACCACAAGCGGAAGCUAGAAGAUUUGGAUUCCGAGGCGGCUCCAAAACCGGAAAUUUCCAGCCCUCCGUCUGCCGAAACCCCAGCCGAGCAGACCGGUGAUGCGAUCACUGACGUUGCUGAAAACGGCGUCCAGAAAGAGGAGGAGAUCUCGAAUUCUUCCCCGGAUGUGAAGCGGCCGCGUAUCGAGGAAGAAAUCAACGGCUCUGCUUCAGACUUUGAUCAACAAGCUGAGAAGGUUGUGGCACCUCCAACAGAGAAUUCUGAACACCCACCUCCGGAGAAUAUCCAGCAACCUACUGCAGGGGUUCCUGGACAAGGUGAUAUUUCUACAGGGGUUCCUGGACAAGGUGAUAUUGCUACAGGGGUUCCUGGACAAGGUGAUGUUGCUACAGGGGUUCCUGGACAAGCUGAUAUUGCUACAGGGGUUUCUGGACAAGCUGAUAUUGCUACAGGGGUUUCUGGACAAGCUGAUAUUGUUACAGGGGUUCCCAGACAAGGUGAUAUUGUUACCGGGGUUCCUGGACAAGGUGAUAUUGUUACCGGGGUACCCGGACAAGGUGAUAUUGUUACUGGGGUUCCUGGACAAGGUGAUAUUGCUACAGGGGUUCCUCAACAAGGCAAUCUUCCUCCAUCAGAACAGCGUAACCUUGACCUUCAAACUUUGACCCGUAAAAUUGAAGUCCCCAAUACCAAGGUUGGUGUUCUCAUAGGUAAAGCUGGCGAUACAAUAAGGUUCCUGCAAUAUAAUUCAGGGGCAAGGAUUCAGAUCACGAGGGAUGUUGAUGCUGAUCCAUAUUCUUCUACAAGACCAGUCGAAUUGAUAGGGACAUUGGAAAAUAUCAAUAAGGCUGAAAAACUGAUAAAAGAUGUUAUAGCGGAGGCUGAUGCAGGGGGGUCACCUUCGCUUGUGGCAAGGGGAUUUGGUACUGCACAAUCUGGCUCAGAGCAAAUUCAGAUCCAAGUCCCGUAUGAAAAGGUGGGUUUGAUCAUUGGGAAAGGAGGUGAGACCAUUAAGAACCUGCAGACCAAAACUGGAGCUCGCAUUCAGGUGAUACUGCAAAAUCUUCCCGAGGGUGACAUGUCCAAGGAAAGAACUGUACGAGUGACUGGCACUAAAGAACAGAUUGAGACCGCCAGAGAAAUGAUCAAGGAAGUCAUGAGUCAGAACCCUGUAAGGCCUUCGCCUCUUUCUGGUGGUUAUAGCCAGCAAACCUAUCGUCCACGCGGACCACCUGGUCCACCUCAGUGGGGGCCUCGUGUUCCGCCACCUGCACAGCCGACAAGCUACGAUUAUCAGCAAAGAGGUAUGUAUCCUUCUCAGACUACUCAAUACCCAUCCCAAGCAUACAGUGGCUAUCCACAGCAACAGGCUCCGAGAGGCAACUUUAUCCCGGGGUGGGAUCAAAGACCUCCAGCUCCCAUGCAGACACCUCCCCAAAGCGGCGGGUAUGGUUACUAUGGACAAGGAGGCGGCUAUGCAGCAGAUGCCCCAUCAGCUGCAGCUUCUGUCCCUCCUGCUGGUAGUGCUGCUGCCCCUGCCCCUUCUCCUGCCCCUGCCCCAGGCCCUGCUCCCAGUCAAAUAAACUACAAUUAUGGCCAACCACAAGGUCCCAUGCAGCCCACUACUUAUUCUCAACCAGCACCGCCCCAACAGAGCUAUGGGCAUGGAUAUGACAACACAAAAUACGAAAAUCAAGCCCCAACUCAGCAUGCCUAUGGAGGACAUGGGAAUUCUCAACCAGGACCUUAUCCGCAACAAGUCGGCACUGAUUCCGGCUAUAUGCAACAGUCAUACAGUAAGCCAGCUUACGGAAUGCCACCGCAGGGCCCUCCAACCCAAUCGUAUGGGCCACCGAGGACUAGUCAACCAGGAGAUGUGCCAUAUCAGGGGCCAAUUCCAUCGACUCACAUGCAAGGGGCAACUGGUCCAGCUCAGCAGCCAUACCCUUACGCAUCAAGUGGGCCACCGCAGCAGUCGUAUCCAUAUGGGUCAGCACCAGUCGCUAAUGAUGGGUAUGCUCAGCCAAACCCAGCUCCUGCACCUGCACCUGGUUAUGCCCAACCAGGUGGACAGCAAGCACCUGUUUACCCCCAACAAGGUGGACAGCCCACACCUGUUUACCCCCAACAAGGUGGACAACCAGCACAUGGCUAUGCUCAACAAGGUGGACAGCCCAUGCCUGGUUAUGCUCAACAAGGCGGACAGUACCCAUCUUCCCAACCUGGUUAUGGUGAGCAGAACAAUGCGAAUUAUGGGUACCAAGGGCCUGCUGAUGCCAGUUAUAAUAACAUGCCUGCUCCAGCCUACAGUGCACCGGCAAGCGGUCAGGCUGGGUAUGUGCAGCCUGCCCCAAGCCAGCCAAACUAUGAACAGACUAUGCCACCGUCAGGUUAUGGUAGCCAUGCAGGAACUGCACCCGUUGGCUAUGGAAAGAGCUUAUCACCUCAGCCCGGCUACGCUCAGUAUGAAUCAGGCCAAAUGUAUGGCCACCAUUGAGGGUUUCGUCGUCCAUGAUCCCCUAUACGGGGCACAGGUAUUCUGAUAGUCUGAUAUAUCUUUAGCAGAUUUAUUGCAUGGAUGGCUUUAAGUUGGGCAUUAUAUUCUUCCAUUUGACAUGCUUAUGAGCAUACAAGUCUAACAUGCACAUGGGUGCAGGUGGGGUUUUAUCAUUGAUGAUGGGUCUGAUCUGAACUUCCUGUAGUGUAUUUUGCUUUGUUGGAAGCUGCUUUAGAAAAUGCAUUUGGUAGCUGUGGAAGGCAACGCAAACGGUAGAGGAGAAAUUUAGCUUAACUUGCGAAUGCUAUGGAAUCUAAAUAUUAUCAAGAUGAAAGUAGCGUAGCCUGCUUUAGACGCAGUAAUUCAAUUGGGCCCUAUUUCCUUUUAAUGGUUGUUUGGCAGUGCAUGCGUGUGAAUGCCAUUCCAAGGGACUGAUAUCGACACCCAGCUCAGUGGAUAGAUGCAUCCUCGUUUUUGUCAUACUGGGAAUACAAAUCAUCUUGUUUUAUUACUUUGCAUCCAUCAGCCAGGGUUCGGUACUCCCGUGUAUCUCCAGUUGGGUGGGUGAUGUGAAAUGCUUUCUUGCAGCUUGUGUCAUUGAGGCUUCUCGCAGUUCACAUAUGGAGUCGGACAUGCAGACUUGUGAUUGGAUGUCUGAAAAUGGUGUAAUAUUUUAGUCCUUUUUAAGUGGGUGAUGAUAUGAUGUACCUUCUUGCA
This is a messenger RNA of Magnolia sinica, 3466 nucleotides long. RefSeq lists its product as uncharacterized. Gene Ontology annotation, molecular function: mRNA binding. The record is from RefSeq and is a predicted model, not a curated record. The coding region runs from base 170 to 2749 and encodes 859 amino acids. The transcript is spliced from 7 exons. Gene Ontology annotation, cellular component: cytoplasm. Gene Ontology annotation, biological process: regulation of gene expression. NCBI's taxonomy places the organism in Eukaryota, Viridiplantae, Streptophyta, Magnoliopsida, Magnoliales, Magnoliaceae.